AUGAUGCUGGGCCCUGAGGGAGGCGAAGGUUUUGUGGUCAAGCUCCGUGGCCUGCCCUGGUCCUGCUCCGUUGAGGACGUGCAGAACUUCCUCCGCGACUGCACGAUUCGCGAUGAGACAGCGGGCGUCCACUUCAUCUACACCAGGGAGGGCAGGCAGAGCGGCCAGGCGUUUGUUGAAUUUGGAUCAGAAGACGACGUAAAAAUGGCCCUGAAGAAAGAUCGGGAAUGUAUGGGACACCGAUACAUAGAGGUGUUCAAGUCCCACAGAACGGAGAUGGAGUGGGUGUUGAAGCACAGCGGUCCCCACGGUGCCGACGGCGCCAACGAUGGCUUCGUGCGUCUGCGAGGACUUCCGUAUGGAUGCACAAAGGAAGAAAUUGUCCAGUUCUUCUCAGGGUUGGAAAUCGUGCCAAACGGAAUCACACUGCCCGUGGACUCUGAGGGCAAGAUUACAGGGGAGGCUUUUGUGCAGUUUGCCUCACAGGAGUUGGCCGAGAAGGCCCUGGGGAAGCACAAGGAGCGGAUCGGUCACAGGUAUAUCGAAGUGUUCAAGAGCAGUCAGGAGGAAGUCAGGUCGUACUCGGAUCCCCCUCCGAAGUUCAUGUCGGUGCAACGGCCGGGGCCCUAUAACCGCCACGGCGCGGCCAGGAGGUACGUGGGCAUCGUGAAGCAAGCGGGCCUGGAGAGGGUGCGGCCCGCUGCCUACAGCGCCGCCUACGGCGGCUACAGCGGCUACGAGGAGUAUGGUGGCCUCAGCGACAGCUACGCCUUCGCCGCCCCCGACGUGUUCGGGAGCGACCUCGGCUACUGUCUCCCGGGGAUGUACGAACACAGAUACGGAGACAGCGAGUUCACGGUGCAGAGCACCACCGGGCACUGCGUCCACAUGAGGGGGCUGCCGUACAAAGCCACCGAGAAUGACAUUCACAACUUCUUCUCUCCCCUCAAGCCUGUGAGAGUGCAAAUCGAGAUCGGCCCCGACGGAAGAGUGACCGGCGAAGCAGACGUGGAGUUUGCCACUCACGAAGAGGCCGUGGCAUCGAUGGCGAAAGACAGGGCCAACAUGCAGCACAGGUACAUAGAACUCUUCCUGAAUUCGACGGCAGCGGCCAGCAGCCAGGUGUACAGCAGCCAGGUGAUGCAAGGCAUCGGGAUGCCGGUGGCCCAGGCCGCUUACGGCGGUCUCGAGAGCCAAUCGGUGAGCGGUUGCUACGGCGCGGGCUACGGCGGUCAGAACAGCAUGGGUGGAUACAACUAG
Propithecus coquereli (Coquerel's sifaka) is the source of this 1260-nucleotide messenger RNA. Its product is annotated as heterogeneous nuclear ribonucleoprotein F-like. The transcript has a single exon. Gene Ontology annotation, biological process: regulation of RNA splicing. The record is from RefSeq and is a predicted model, not a curated record. Gene Ontology annotation, molecular function: RNA binding. Gene Ontology annotation, cellular component: ribonucleoprotein complex; nucleoplasm. Lineage: Eukaryota; Metazoa; Chordata; Mammalia; Primates; Indriidae. Bases 1 to 1260 code for a protein of 419 amino acids.